Mesorhabditis belari is the source of this 1356-nucleotide messenger RNA. Lineage: Eukaryota; Metazoa; Nematoda; Chromadorea; Rhabditida; Rhabditidae. The record is from the annotation of a GenBank genome assembly.
AUGAUGCCUUUUUUUAGCUUUUUCGGCACUCGUCAUCUGGUUUUACUUAUCACGACAGCAUGUCUGACGUCGAUUCUCUCAAAUAUGAAUACGUAUAAUUUCACGAAGAUUUGUAUCUCGAAUGACACCUCAUCGACACAUAAUCAAAACUAUACAAAACAUCAACAAAGUAUGUUGCAAUCAUUUGUGGCUUGGGGAACACUGGUUGGCGGUGUUCCGUAUGUGUAUCUAUUCUCGAAAUAUUCCCAUCGAUAUCUUUUCAUUUCAGCGGGAAUCAUUUCCGCGGUGUCGACUGCGUUGAUUCCGCUGGCAAACCAGGGAGGUUUCGGGUACUUCUUGGUGGCCAGAGUUAUUCAAGGAGUCGCUUUUGCAGCCACAUCUCCGCUGAUUGGCGCACUGACAGCGACUUGGGCACCACUGGGAGAACACGGGAUUUUCUUGGCGUUAGCCACCGGUUUCACGCAACUUGCCAAUAUUUUUACAAUGCCCGUCUCAGGAGCUCUUUGCUCAUCAAAUUGGGGUUGGCCAGCUGUCUACUAUGUGCAUGCGAUUGUCACCGCUAUCGUUUUCACUCUUUUCUUUUUUUUCUAUAGAAAUCAUCCAAACAUUCACCCACUUGUGAGCCCAGAGGAACUCAAACGAAUAGAGGCUAAUAAAAACAAUGAGAAAAAAGCCUCGGAUGUUCCGUAUUUUUCAAUUUUCACCUCAUUAACGAUUUGGGCUGUUUGGAUCGCAGCACUUGGGGACUUGCUUUCUGUUCAGUUAGUCAGCUUAUUCAAUCCACAAUAUAUGAAAGAUUACUUGAAGUAUGAUAUCUUAAAUACAGGUUUUAUGGCCGCUUUGCCGGUGAUUGUUCAAUUUGUCGUCAAGUGUUUUUCGGGAGCCAUUUCCGAUGCUUUAUACUGUCUCAAUGAGACGACAAAAGUUCGAAUCUUCAACACAUUUGCCCUCGGCGUUUCGGGCCUUGCUUUCAUUCUAUUGGCACUCAUGAACAAUGCACACCCAUCACUAAAUAUUGUUGUUUUGGUCUUCACUGAAAGCAUGAUUGGCUUCAACACGGCCGGCUUCAAUAAAUGCGCCACGUUGCACUCUCGACAGUACAGCCAUUUUGUCAUGACACAGAUUAUCAACAUUUGGGCAGUUUGCAUUCUUGUCGAGCCAUUCAUUGUGAAUCCGAUUCUCGGAGAUGGAAGUUACGUGGGAUGGCGAAAUGUUUUCCUUCUGCAUGCCGGUAUUCUCCUAGCCACAAAUGUCGUUUUUUGUUUCUUUGCUGAUGCGACUCCAGCAAAAUGGACACUGCAGAAAGAGGAAAACGAUUCGGAAAAUUUCGAUGAAAAGCGUCCACCCAUUGAAAAG